UGCGUGCACUGCUCGGAUGAGGCUGGUCGCCAUCUUUACUCCAUCCCAGCACACAUCGCUGCCGGUGGGGCGGAACACCGACUCAUCGACCCGGUUGAUUUCUAGGAACUACCGUUAGACCUGGCACACACCUCCGUAUUUUCCCUCUAAAUAUUUGUCACUUUCACUAGUUUGUUAACGCUACCUGCACCUCGACACACAAUGGGAGAGCGAGAGGACCUAGUUUACCAGGCAAAACUGGCCGAGCAGGCAGAGCGAUAUGACGAGAUGGUGGUGUCUAUGAAGAACGUGGCGGGCAUGAACGUGGAGCUCACAGUGGAGGAGAGGAACCUACUAUCAGUAGCUUACAAGAACGUGAUCGGAGCUCGGAGAGCCUCCUGGAGGAUAAUCAGCAGUAUCGAACAGAGGGAGGAGAGCAAGGGCGCAGAGGAGAAAUUGAAGAUGAUCCAGGAAUAUAGGCAAACGGUUGAGAAGGAGCUGAAGACGAUCUGUGGGGACAUCCUGGACGCUCUGGAGCGGCACCUACUCCCCUCUGCUGUCAUGGGAGAGUCCAAGGUCUUCUACAACAAAAUGAAGGGCGACUACCACAGGUACCUGGCAGAGUUUGCCACCGGCAACCACAGAAAGGAGGCGGCAGAGAACAGCCUGGUGGCGUACAAAACUGCGACCGAUCUAGCCAUGCUGGAGCUGCCGCCCACGCACCCCAUCCGCCUCGGCCUCGCCCUCAACUUCUCCGUCUUCUACUACGAGAUCCUAAACUCUCCUGACCGCGCCUGCAGGUUGGCGAAGGCUGCGUUUGAUGACGCCAUCACAGAACUGGACACACUGAAUGAAGACAGCUACAAGGACUCCACACUUAUCAUGCAGUUGUUACGUGACAACCUGACACUAUGGACCUCAGAUAUGCAGGGAGAAGGUGAAGAACAGAACAAAGAGGCACUGCAGGACGUUGAGGAUGAAGCCCAGUGAGAAGAUGCCACAACAGCCAACAACUUGAGACCCUCCCUUCACCUCCUCCCCCCCAUCCCCCUCCUCCACCUCCAACUCUUCCUCCCUUUCUGCGCAUCACCUUCCUCCUCCUCUCCUCCUUUUCCUUUCUUCCACCUCUGCAGCUCCAUGACCCAGCAGGGCCACAGAGUUAACAAGUUUAUUUUUCUCUUCUUUUUUAUUUUUAUAUUAGCCCUUACUUCAUUCAAGUAAACAGCACUUAGUGAGACAGGAAACACAAAGUUAGACGAAGAUGAAGACGAAGACAGAGAGCGUCCCUGGGGUUGUUGUUGUUGUUUUGUCCUGGUACAAGCGGUUCUGAAAUGUUAUCUUUGUUUUAAUUAUUGUAUUUUUGUUUGUUUUUUUGCUUUUUCCUCAAUAUUUGUAUCAGUUGCUGGAUGUAUUGAGAAUUUUGUUUUCUUAAUGUAAUUACAGAAAUUAACUUUUAUUACUGAUAAUGUUAUUAGUUACGGGAGCUAUUUUAUCUCUGUUUUUAGUGAAAUGUCAUGCGAAUCAUUUGACCUUUUUACGGGCGAUUUGGAAAACUACAAGUGCCCUUUUUGUAAACUUAGGUUUUCAGAGGAAGUUGGCAACAUUUGCGAUAUCCAGGCGGAGCAAAGACGUGCGUCACUUCUACACCUUAGUGCUUCUGUUGUCAUGUUUUCGUAGUUGUCCUUGGACUGUACUUUGUGCUGAAAUACUGUAACUGUGCACACAUGCUGAAUCUCUGGAGGUUGACUUAUCGCUAGCUGGUGGUUUUUAAUUUAAAAAAAAAAAAAAAACGUGGGAGAUGUCACACUUGAUUCGGCCCCCGCUCCUCCACAGAGCCCGGAAACAAACACACUGAAGAAGUCAGUGCUUGCAUGAGUUAACACAUAUUCCUUUCUGCUUCUUACUAAAGCUGCUCUGGCUUCAGAGGUUGUUUCUUUGCUGUUUCCUCCGUUUUGUUUCUCUUGUUUUGCUUCAUUAUGUGUAACUUGGAGCUGAUUUGUACUACUGGAUAUCUGACUGGAGCCACAGACGGGGAAUCUGUAUCGUUCUGACAGCAUGGAAUAACAUUAAACAAUCUAAAUUAAACAUUA
Cottoperca gobio is the source of this 2069-nucleotide messenger RNA. It is a transcript of the gene ywhae1, whose product is annotated as tyrosine 3-monooxygenase/tryptophan 5-monooxygenase activation protein, epsilon polypeptide 1. Lineage: Eukaryota; Metazoa; Chordata; Actinopteri; Perciformes; Bovichtidae. The record is from RefSeq and is a predicted model, not a curated record. The coding region runs from base 202 to 969 and encodes 255 amino acids. The transcript is spliced from 6 exons.